This is a messenger RNA of Knipowitschia caucasica, 861 nucleotides long. The record is from the annotation of a GenBank genome assembly. NCBI's taxonomy places the organism in Eukaryota, Metazoa, Chordata, Actinopteri, Gobiiformes, Gobiidae.
AUGUCUCGGGAUGAACUGUCCCUUCAGUAUCACGGGCUGUUUCUGCCCAAAGAGACGCACUCACAGGACAGCCUCAAGUUUGCGGAGGACUUUAAGUUUGAAGACAGUGACGUAAUAGCUGUGACGUUCCCAAAGUCAGGUACAGUGUGGAUGCAGGAGAUCCUCCCCCUGAUCCUUAAUGAAGGAGACCUGACCCCAGUGCAGACCAUCCCAAACUGGGACCGGGUGCCUUGGCUGGAGGAGACUCGCUUAGCGCUCGUAAUGGACCAGCUCAAAUCUCCACGUGCUCUGGUCACACAUUUCCUGUAUGACCUGAUGCCUGCCUCCUUUCACCAGUCCAAGGCAAAGAUCAUCUAUGUGAUGAGGAACCCCAAGGAUGUCAUUGUUUCAUUCUAUUACUUUCAUCAGAUGGCUGCAUUUCUUGAAGAUCCUGGAACUUUUGAUGAGUUUUUGGACAAAUUUCUUGAUGGAAAAUUGGCGUUUGGGAAAUGGACAGAUCAUGUAAAAAGCUGGAGGAAGCCUGAGCUGGGAGAUCGCAUCCUGUACAUCACAUAUGAAGAAAUGAAGGAGGACCUGCCCACUGCUCUGAGGAAGAUCUCCAGAUUCUUGGGGAAGAAUUUGAGAGAGGAAGUAAUCCAGAAGAUUGCAGAAAACUGCAGCUUCACUGUCAUGAAGAACAACCCUAUGUCCAACUUCAGUUUAGUGCCUAAAGUGUACAUGGAUUCUGACAAGUCCCCGUUUCUGAGAAAAGGUGUUGCUGGAGAUUGGAAAAAUCACUUUACAUCCGAGCAGCUGAGUCAUUUAAACUCUGUCAUCACCAAAGAGCUGGACGGCUUCACUUUGCCCUGGAGCCUGAACUGA